This is a messenger RNA of Gopherus flavomarginatus (Mexican gopher tortoise), 540 nucleotides long. It is a transcript of the gene NDUFB6, whose product is annotated as NADH:ubiquinone oxidoreductase subunit B6. Gene Ontology annotation, biological process: mitochondrial ATP synthesis coupled electron transport; mitochondrial electron transport, NADH to ubiquinone. Bases 67 to 453 code for a protein of 128 amino acids. The record is from RefSeq and is a predicted model, not a curated record. The transcript has 4 exons. Lineage: Eukaryota; Metazoa; Chordata; Testudines; Testudinidae.
CCUGUCCUCGGGAAGGUCGCGUUUCCGGCGCCGGGCGAGUGGCGCGCGGCCGUCUCGGGGCUCGGGAUGACUGGCUACAGCCCCGACGAGAAGCUGCGGCUGCAGCAGCUGCGCGCCCUGCGGCGCCGCUGGCUCAAGGACCAGGAGCUGAGUCCGCGCGAGCCCGUCCUGCCCCCGCCGAAACUCGGGCCAGUGGCCAGCUUCUGGGAGCGCUUCCUGCAGCCGGGCUCCUUCUGGCGGCUGCAGACUUUCAAGCUGUACAAAGCUUGUGUAUUUACUGUAACUGGGAUACUUAUUCCUGCCUGGAUUGUUCACUACUAUGUCAAAUAUCAUGUAAUGAAAAUGCCCUAUGGUAUUAUUGAAGGGAAGCCCAAAGUAUUCCCAGGUGACAAAAUUCUAGAGACAGGAGAAAUAAUCCCACCAAUGGAAGAAGAGCCUACCGGUCAUCACUGAAGGUUAUAAACUCCAGCUUUGUUCCUAUAAAAAUGUGUUAACUAUUUCCAGAUAUGUAUAUAAAACAAUAAAGUUUCUUCCAGGAGA